Molecule: messenger RNA, 1340 nt
Organism: Betta splendens (Siamese fighting fish)
Lineage: Eukaryota; Metazoa; Chordata; Actinopteri; Anabantiformes; Osphronemidae
Product: stomatin-like
Exons: 7
Coding region: 66-953 (295 amino acids)
Cellular component (GO): plasma membrane
Source: RefSeq, a predicted model, not a curated record
CUGAGUGCCCUCCUCCUGGGUGCACCUAACCACGCUCUUGACACAAUCUCGUAUUUGUUCACUACAUGGAAAUGGAAGACCAAAUGGAGAGCCGAAGGAGACAAGGAACUAGCAAAGAAGACUUAAUAUCUGAACGCACAGGGUCUUUGGGAUGCUGUGGCUGGGUCAUUGUCAUACUCUCUGGCUUGUUUACAAUUUGCCUUUUCCCCUUCACAAUUUGGUUUUGUCUGAAGAUUGUCCAAGAGUAUGAGCGUGCUGUUAUCUUCAGGCUGGGCCGCAUCACAGACAGGAAAGCAAAAGGACCAGGUAUUUUCUUCAUUUUGCCAUGCACUGACUCCUUUGUGAAAGUGGACCUCAGAGCGGUUUCAUUCAACAUCCCACCACAGGAGAUCCUGACAAAGGACUCAGUCACAGUCUCUGUAGAUGGAGUGGUGUACUUCCGGGUCAACGAUCCCAUUGCUUCUGUAGCCAAUGUUUCUAAUGUUAACUUUGCUACAUGCUUGCUGGCACAAACUACACUCAGAAAUGUCCUGGGGACCAAGAACCUGGCUGAGGUCCUGUCUGACCGUGUGGGCAUCGCCCACAGCAUGCAGGCCACCCUGGAUGAAGCCACAGACAACUGGGGCAUCAAAGUGGAGCGUGUGGAAAUUAAAGAUGUGCAGCUGCCAGUUCAGCUGCAGCGAGCCAUGGCUGCUGAAGCUGAGGCUGCACGGGAAGCCAGAGCCAAGGUGAUUGCAGCAGAAGGUGAGAUGAACGCCUCUCGUGCCCUGAAGGAGGCGUCUCUGGUGAUAGCGGAGUCUCCCUCAGCCCGGCAGCUUCGCUACCUGCAGACUCUAAAUACUAUUGCAGCCGAGAAGAACUCCACCAUCAUUUUCCCCCUGCCCAUGGAUGUCAUGUCUCACUUUAUGCGAAAGGGAGGUCCUGACAUUUACACUUAUCAGCAUCUCUGUUAAAUGCCAUUAAAUAUUUAUUCUUUCUGUUUUGUGUCUGGCAAUUCUUCCAAAAGCUUAAAAUAAAAUAAUGAUAAAUCAACGUUACUUGAAAUUAAAUUAUAUUUAAAUGACAGAUUGUCUUCAACAUAUUGCAGUGGCCCAAGGGGGUUAUUUCUACCUUAAAUAACAGUUCUUGUGUUCAUGGUUUUUGUAGUUAAAGUUAGGAUUUAGGUGAUGCUAUAAGUUUUGUGAAGUUAAUUUAGCCCUUUGUUUAUGUGUCUCUGUAAUGUGUUCUCUUUUGUUUUGUGUGCUGCACUCUGAGGGGGGAGAGUGUGUGUGUGUGAGUGGUUUGAAAUGGGUUCAAAUAAAACUGACCAUCUGAGUGGAUACUUGGAUGGUAGCAAAAGA